Aspergillus vadensis CBS 113365 is the source of this 1018-nucleotide messenger RNA. RefSeq lists its product as uncharacterized. The transcript is spliced from 2 exons. The record is from RefSeq and is a predicted model, not a curated record. Gene Ontology annotation, cellular component: mitochondrion. NCBI's taxonomy places the organism in Eukaryota, Fungi, Ascomycota, Eurotiomycetes, Eurotiales, Aspergillaceae. Bases 280 to 702 code for a protein of 140 amino acids.
GACAACGCAUGAUCAUUGGUGUUGUUUUCCUGGCUUUCCUUUUUUGAAGGCAAUUUGAUGCAAUUGGUGGUAUUUUUUGGUGAUGAAUUGAUACCCUGUGUCGGAUUCUCGGAUUGAUUUACGACAACGAUUAUUCCUCGUGUUCGGACAGUGCGCUACACCACACACCAUUGCUUCUCGUAUACACGACAGAUUGACACCACCACCAGCAACACCUCUUCUCUACAAAGGCAUACAUACAUACAUACACAACCUCGACCUCAACCUCACCAUUCCAAAAUGUCCUCCACAACCCCCCAACCUGACUCAACAACAACCAAACCAAAAUACAAUCUCCGCAACCCCCUCCCCCUCUCCGCCGCCCAAGAAGCAGAAGUGAAGCAACUCUACUACAAGCGCGUGCGAUCUCUCUGUGCGCCUGAAAUCAAGGCAUUCGCCGAAUGCGCCGUCAACCGCACAAUAACAGCAACAUGGGUAUGUCGGGACCAACGACUAGCGAUGAACUCGUGCAUGGUAGCGCAUGCGAAGCCGGAGGUAGAAGACCGGGCGAGAGAGGAGUGGUUUGCGACGCAUGAGGAGCGGAGGAAGGCGAAGGAGGAGGAGCUUGCGAAGGUGGAGAGACGGAGGGAGGAGGUCAUUCGCAUGAUGAGGGAGGAUCAAGAGAGGCAGGCUGCUGCGAAGGCUGCUGCUGAGAAGAAGUAGAGGGAAAUUGGGUGGGUGUGUAUGUGUAUGAUGGGGAUGGGGUUGGGGUUGUGUGCUGUGUGCUGUGUGUGGGUUGGCGUAUAUAAGGUUAUCCUCCUCUUUUCUUUUCUUUUGUAUUGAUACUGCUGGUUUUGGCGUUUUGUUUGGCAUUUACAGACUUAGUGUGUGUUCAUUGGGACUUGUAUAGUAAGUGGUUGUUGUUUGUUGUUGUUGGUGGUGAUGUGAUGGAUGGAGCGACGAUAGAUGAUGGGUGCAUGAUAUUGAAAGGAAAAGGAAAAGUAUAGCAAAGAAAGAAUAGAUGAAUGAAUCUCCCGUC